CAUUAGAGUUUAGAAGGACUUUUACAAGAAGCCGAUUCUCCUUUUACAAAUCUUUUAUUUCAAUUGUUUCAACUUCUCAGUUCUUUAUUAAAGCUCUUAAGCUUAUUUACAACUCACAACUCUUGAAUUUGCCCUCUCCUGCAAUGAAAACUGAAGCAGGCUCAAGUGUAAAAGCGUUUAUUCAGUGUCUCAAAAAUGGAGCUUUUUCAUGGGUUUCAGCUUCUGGGUUUCACAUAUCAGUGGCCGGCCUUCUGGGAGCUGCUGGGUUUGUUUUUGCUUUAAAAAAAGAUGGUAAAUUUGGAAACUUUAGUGGCUUUCCAUGGUUGACUGAGAGAGAUACCAGUUUGGAGAAGAGGGUGUACUUAGCACCUGGCUUGCAAAAUGUUGGAAAUAACUGUUUCUUGAAUGUUAUUUUGCAGGCUCUGGCUAGCUGUACAUACUUUAAACCUUUUCUUCAAAAGGUUAUGGAGGAAUGUGAGGAACACGAUGAAAACAUGCCGCUUACGGUUGCUUUGGCUGCUUUGUUAGAAGAAUUAUGUUUAGUUGCUGAAGGAAGAGUUGUAUUAAGUCCACGGGAAGUGAUGCUUGCAUUGGAACUGUACGUUCAAAACUUCAAUCUAACAAGCCAGCAGGAUGCAGCGGAAGCAUUUCUUCACCUUUUGUCUUCUUUAAGGGAAGAAUUUUCAGAUUGCUACAGUCCAAAUCAAAGUUCUCUGGUGGAUGCUGUUGCCACUCAAAAUUUUAGGAUUCUUUCCCCAAAGAAGUCGGAGGACCAGAGUGAGCAGGAAAGAUGGCAGAAGCACUUCUUUGGACCAUUUGAUGGGAUUCUUACUAGCAUUUUAACUUGUCAAAGUUGUUCAUCUCAGAUUUCAUUGGACUAUCAAUUUUUUCAUAGUUUACCUCUUUCACCUGUGCUACAUAGUGGUUCCUCUAUUAUGUUUGGAUGUACGUUGGAGGAUUGCCUGAAGCAGUUUGUCAUUGCUGAACAAGUUGAGAAUUACCGCUGCAACCACUGCUGGCACAUUGCUGGCAUAAAGUACUUAUCUGCAAUGGGAGCAACUGAGAUGGAAAUUGAAAGACUUAGGACAUGUAGUGCUCAAGAUUCUUGUGACUGUCGGAAUCUUAUUCAUCUUCAAUCACUGCCAUGGUCAAAUAACUUCUCCCACACUCUCAAACAACUAACUAUUUCUCGUUGUCCCCAGAUUCUAUGCAUUCAACUGCAACGUGCUACUAUGAAUAUGUUUGGAGAACUAGUCAAACUUUGGGGCCAUAUUCGGUUUCCAUUGAUUUUGGACCUCAUGCCAUUCAUGAAAAGUGGGGUAGGAAUCAAGGACUUGGAAGAAAGUCGGCUAAAAGGACAAACAACAUUGCAACAUCAAAAACUAAGCUCUUGUACCAACCCUAUUAAUAUGCAAUACGAUACAAAAAUGCUAAAUUCCAUUUACGGACUUGUGGGAGAAAAUAUAUAUGUUAAAGUAUCAGCUGAAGCUGAACUUGGAGGCAAUGCACAUGUAAAAGCAUUUCAGGGAGAAUCUGAAUUGCCCCAGACUGAAGGCUGUUCUAAUACCAUAAGCAAAAACAUGCACGUGCAAUCUGAUGAUAAGGUGAAUGAGUUUCCCCCGUCAUGCCCUCCAGAAGCUUAUUUUUAUCGUCUUUCUUCUGUGGUAGAACACUUUGGAAGAGUUGGAAGUGGGCACUAUACUGUUUACAGAAGUGUUAGAGCUGACUCCUGCAUAGAAGAUCCUGAUAAACAUUUUGAGACUCCGUCUUCGCACUGGUUUUGUAUUUCAGAUUCCGAGGUUCAUAGUGUUUCAGAAAAAGACGUUCUCACUGCUGAGGCUAGCCUGCUGUUCUAUGAGAGAAUCAUAGAAAGCUGACAAUGUGUCCACUACUGUUAUUUUUGUUUCAGAAAUACAAUAUAAUCCUGGCCAAAGCUGCUACCCGGUUGCAACUCCAUUAAAACAAUCAAGGGAUCUGGUACCUUGAAACUUAAAACAAGCGCCGCCAAGGAGUUUUCACUUCCAGCAGCUCGAAUCAUUGUAUAUGAAUCUGAAAGGUCGGUCGACUAUGCUUGUGAAAGAAAGAAAAAACUUAUACAUCCAUUAGAAUACUUAGAAUUGAAAUCCUGAUGGAGUGGUUAUGCCUUGAAAACAGAAUAGGUAGAAAGAGUUUUUGUCAAAUAGGUUUACUUGGAUCAUCUCUUUGUAACUUGCAAUCAAAUUGAAUUUGUAUUUUUCCAAUUUGCGUUGAAAAUUUGCUUGUAUCUGUCUUGAAAUAACCAACAUGAUUGGUGAUUUGAAAAAUCAAUAUAUAUUC
Molecule: messenger RNA, 2316 nt
Organism: Pistacia vera
Lineage: Eukaryota; Viridiplantae; Streptophyta; Magnoliopsida; Sapindales; Anacardiaceae
Product: ubiquitin carboxyl-terminal hydrolase 27
Exons: 10
Coding region: 144-1877 (577 amino acids)
Biological process (GO): protein deubiquitination
Cellular component (GO): nucleus; cytosol
Molecular function (GO): cysteine-type deubiquitinase activity; cysteine-type endopeptidase activity
Source: RefSeq, a predicted model, not a curated record